AUGCCUGGCGUUCCUCACCCCAACCCCAGAACAACGCUUUCUCCAGCGCCCAGCCCCAGCAGGCAGAUGGCAGGCCCUCUUCUUCACUUGGGGUCCUUAUCCCAACGGGAAAAAAUGGCUAAACAGCCCUGGGGAAAUGACUACAUGCUCGUUCUAAUUACAGCAGGCUGGGAGAAAAGGCCUCCUACUAACAAUGGACUGACAGAGGAAAGAGCAAAGGUUCAAGAAGAGAUCAUCAGCACUGAUUCACAUAUAAUGAAUAAGGGUCAACUGAGCCUACUUUUCAGUGUGAUCUUCCUAAUCCAAAUGGUGUGUUGCUGUCCCGAGAAAUGCCGCUGUUCUUCUUCACGUUCUGUAGACUGCAGUCAUCAAGGCCUGGUGAAAAUCCCUUCUAAUUUGCCUCCUCAGACUCUCAAGUUGCACUUACAAGAUAACCAGAUACAGCGGCUUCCUACCUUUGCCUUUAGGUCAGUUCCACAGCUCAUUGCCUUGAACUUGGGCAAUAAUGCCCUUUCCUUUUUGGCCCCUGGAGCCUUCCAUGGACUUCAGCAUUUGCAGGUCUUAAACCUAACCCAGAAUUCCCUGCAUUCCCUGGAAAAUAGACUUUUUCACUCCCUUCCACAACUGAGGGAGCUAGAUUUGUCAUUCAACAACCUCAGUCACCUACCUAUAACCUUGGGGAAACCAUGGGAGAACCUAACUAUAUUUGCAGUUCAACAAAACCAGCUCCAGUUGCUUGAUCGAGUCCUUCUAGAAUCUAUGCCCAGUGUGAAGAUCUUAUUUCUCAAGAACAAUCUCUGGAAAUGCAACUGCAACUUGUUUGGUCUAAAACUCUGGCUGGAGAACUUCCUCUACAAAGGGGGAGUCAUCGAUGGCAUCACCUGUGUGUCACCAGACCCCUGGAAGGGAAAGGACCUCCUUACAAUCCCUCAUGAGCUAUACCAGCUCUGUUCUUUUCCGACUUCAGAUAUGGAGUCCCUGCGAGUGUCACAGUCAGGAUCUGCUCAUCAGACUGUCCUAAGGUCACCUGAGAGCCAGUCAGACUGUGAGCUCAAGCCCAAGCCUAAAGUGCCCAACCUGCGUCAUGCGGUAGCUACCAUUGUCAUCACAGGGAUUGUGUGCGGAAUCGUGUGUCUCAUGAUGCUGGCAGCAACUAUUUAUGGCUGCACCUAUGCAGCUAUGACAGCCCAAAGCCAGGGUGGACCCUUGGCUCAAAUCCCCAAGCUUUCAAAGACAGAAGGAAACGAGUUUUUGGAUAGCUUGCCAGCCUGAGAACUUUAGUAU
This is a messenger RNA of Suncus etruscus (white-toothed pygmy shrew), 1284 nucleotides long. It is a transcript of the gene LRTM1, whose product is annotated as leucine rich repeats and transmembrane domains 1. Gene Ontology annotation, molecular function: protein binding. Gene Ontology annotation, cellular component: extracellular matrix. Lineage: Eukaryota; Metazoa; Chordata; Mammalia; Eulipotyphla; Soricidae. The transcript is spliced from 5 exons. The record is from RefSeq and is a predicted model, not a curated record. The coding region runs from base 1 to 1272 and encodes 423 amino acids.